Messenger RNA from Chinchilla lanigera (long-tailed chinchilla), 1743 nucleotides. It is a transcript of the gene Rhof, whose product is annotated as ras homolog family member F (in filopodia). NCBI's taxonomy places the organism in Eukaryota, Metazoa, Chordata, Mammalia, Rodentia, Chinchillidae. Gene Ontology annotation, biological process: small GTPase-mediated signal transduction; cell migration. The record is from RefSeq and is a predicted model, not a curated record. Gene Ontology annotation, molecular function: GTPase activity; GTP binding.
GUCUGGCGUUACCGGCGGGCGCGGCGCGAUGCCCGCGGCGGGCUGGGCGUGGGAGCUCCGCUUGCGGCCGAGCACCCGCAUCCCCGGCCGCCUCGGCUCGCCCCCGCCGCCCCGGGCCCGGGCAGGAAGGAGCUGAAGAUCGUGAUCGUGGGGGACGGCGGCUGCGGCAAGACGUCGCUGCUCAUGGUGUUCAGCCAGGGCGCCUUUCCCGAGCACUACGCCCCCUCGGUGUUUGAGAAGUACUCGGCCAGCGUGACGGUGGGCAGCAAGGAGGUGACCCUGAACCUGUACGACACGGCCGGACAGGAGGACUACGACCGGCUUCGACCCCUGUCCUACCAGAACACCCACCUUGUGCUCAUAUGCUAUGACGUCAUGAACCCCACCAGCUACGAGAACGUCCUCAUCAAGUGGUUCCCGGAGGUCACACAUUUCUGCCGGGGGACCCCCAUGGUGCUCAUUGGCUGCAAGACGGACCUGCGCAAGGACAAGGAGCAGCUGCGGAAGCUGCGGGCAGCCCAGCUGGAGCCCAUCACCUACAAUCAGGGCCUGAGCGCCUGCCAGCAGAUCCGCGCUGCGCUCUACCUCGAGUGCUCGGCCAAGUUCCGGGAGAACGUGGAGGACGUGUUCCGGGAGGCCGCCAAGGUGGCGCUCAGUGCACUGAAGAAAGCGCAGCGGAAGAAACACCGCCGGCUUUGCGUGCUGCUGUGAGCCGGCCACCAAGGUCCUGGGCGGGGCUCACUGCGAGAGGACGCCAGGGCCUCGCCUGAGGGCCCACGCUGGUGGCCAGUGAGGUCCCUGUAUGGAGCCAGCCCUUGUUCCCGAGCGCCCCCCUCCCAGGGUCCCCUGUGCACACCCAGCUCGUGGGUACAACUUGGAAUACGCCAGGGACCUGGGCAGUCGUGACUUGGCGCCACCCUGCACAAGCGCCCAGCCCUGCUGCCCGAGCCGCCGCCCUGGGCUCCCGAGAUAGGCAGGCUGCAUCCUCCUGCCUCUUCCUCCCCCCGCCCCCCGGGAACUCGGGCCACCAUGGGGCCAGAGCCUAUCGGGACGCAACAGGCGGCAGCCCCGGAUGUGGGGCGGGCACCAGCCGCCCUCUUCCUCUCCAUUCCGCGUAGAGGACCUGGGCCUCGGCAGGGCCACCGUCUGUUCAGAGCUGGGCACAAGUACCCAGGGGGAGAAGGACAAUCUCGAAAUGCCGAGUGCCUGCCCUGGGCCGCCCCUCUGACCCUGCUCCAGGUCUCCCUGCCCCGGGGACAGGGUGGAAAGUCUGCUCUCUGCAUAGAGCGCAUCCCAUCCAAGCCAGGAGCGGGCCGUCUAGCAGGUCUGAGCACAGAACCACAGCACCGCCUGGCACACACGGACAGCGUCUCUGGACAAGACCCCCGACGUCCUGAGAGCCACAUCCCUGAGCCCCACAGUUCUAGGGUUGGGGCCUGGGCUGCUCUGAUGCCCUCAGCUGAGAGCUGCUUGUUCUGGAGCAAGUAGGACCUGGUGCUGCUGCAGGAGCCAUGGCCUUGGCCAGCGACCUCCUGCCUCAGCCUCCCUCUGCUGGCUAGAUCAAGUCAGGCUGCUAGGAAGGGGACUGUGGAAGCCCCACCCCCGGGGGAGGGAGCCAGACGUCCUGUUUCAUAGAACCCAAGGCCUGGGGCAGAGGCCAGCAUACUACGUACAGCCCGUGGGCCGCACCUGGCCACUACCUAGUUUUGUAAAUAAAGUUUUAUUGGCACAUGGCCACACCUA